AUGGUGUCGCUGUCCGAGCCGCUCUCAUUAUAUGCGAUCCCCGCCAUGUGGGUGAUCAGCUACUAUCCCAUUUUCAAGAGGGCUGCCUUCAUAAGAAAGACGAACGCUGUUAACCCCAUCGCGCCACGCGCGACUGCUGCCAAUCUCGCAAAGAACAAAGACCUAUCCCCGGAGUUUGUUGCAAAGGCUGCACGAAUGGAAGGUGCUCAUCAGAAUGGUCUCGAGAACCUGCCUUUCUUUGGCCUUGCAGUGAUCGCUGGUAACGUCGCCGGCCUCCACAACAGGACUCUGAACAUCGCAGCUGGUUCAUACCUUGUCGCGAGAAUGCUCUUCAACUACUUCUACUUUGUUCAAGAGACGAAGCGUACGGCCCGCCUCCGAAGUUUGGCUUGGAUCACCUCUCUUACGUUCCCGUUCUAUCUAUUGGUCAAAUCAGCACAAGUCUUUGGUGCUAGAUCGAUGCAGAGUUAG
Molecule: messenger RNA, 471 nt
Organism: Cyclocybe aegerita
Lineage: Eukaryota; Fungi; Basidiomycota; Agaricomycetes; Agaricales; Hemipholiotaceae
Source: the annotation of a GenBank genome assembly